CAGUGGAAAAAAACUGUUUUGAUAUUGGGCCCGGCUUGUUGAAUUCAAUAACAAUAAUAAUAUUGAUAAGUCCGCAAUUUAUUUUUAUUAAUUGAAAUUCAAUGAAUUGUUUUGUGUCCUGUAAUGAAAAUAACAAAAAUUUCAAGUGAAGUGCUUAGCGUAGAAUAGGCCCUGUAUAAGAAAAGUGCUAAGAAUCUGGUGAAAAAUGGCAAUAGGAAGAUUGUACUGUUUUUUUCAUUGGAAAUUCAGGCAUCAGUUGCACGCCGGCCACCAGGUGUGGCAAACGUAAAAGCGCACGCCGCCUGUCACUUUUCGCGCAUUUUUUUCAAUUCAUUAUGGAGGUGGGUGUACGGAUAAUAGGUAUAUUCCUACGACUUCUACACUUUUUGCUAGGACCCUUGUUCUGGAUGCGCACGCGCAACACCAAACAAGUGCCGCCGAUACGGGAUCCCAUAUUACUUAGAAGUGCGACGGAUUUGGCGGCUGCAAUACGAAACGGAGAACUAACAAGCGAAACAGUAACGCAAGCUUUCAUAACCCGAAUAGAAGAAGUGAAUCUUCUCUUGAAUGCGGUGGUAGAAGAUAGGUGUAAGGACGCGUUACAGGAAGCGAAAGAGUGUGAUAGAAGGAUUGCUGCGGCGAAAAGGGAUGGCACCAUGAAUCAACUGUUUGCGGGUAGACCGCUUUUGGGGGUACCCUUCACGGUUAAGGAGAGUUGCUCUUUGGAAGGUCUAUCAAAUUCAGUGGGAUGCCUAGAAUUGGCCGGUCGACGAGCGACGAAGGACGGCGCAGCAGUUCACCUAGUGAAGAAGGCUGGUGGCAUUCCUCUGCUAGUCUCCAACACCCCUGAACUGUGUUUGGGAUGGGAAACAACGAACUUGUUAACUGGAACGACCAAUAACCCGUAUUGCUUGAAUAGGACGCCUGGAGGUUCUUCGGGAGGUGAGGCAGCAUUACUUGCCUGUGGGGCAUCCCCGAUCAGCGUGUCUUCAGACAUCGCGGGCUCCAUCCGAAUACCGGCUGCCUUCUGUGGGGUCUUCGGACACAAGCCUAGUCCGGGAAUAAUACCGAUAGAGGGACACAUACCCACCCUAAGCGAUGAGAACUACAGCAAGUAUCUGGUAGUGGGGCCCAUGAGCAGACAUGCAGAGGACCUGACUUUGCUCAUGCGAGUCAUGGGUAACGGGCAAUGCGAGCAGCUCUCGCUCGACGAAGAAGUAGAUGUUAGCAAACUACAAGUCUACUACAUGACGGAAGCCAGCAGUUCUGCAGCAAUAAUUCCAGUAGAAGCAGAACUAAAGCAGGCCGUCACUCGAGCCGCUCUUUACCUCCAGAGCCGUGGGGCUACGGUUUCGAAGCAUUAUUUGGAAGACCUAGAAGACUCGGUAGAGAUGUCGGUGUCGGUCUUCUUCUCGAUGAAGGACAUCCCCAACAUGCUCCAGGAUCCAGUUAAUCCGAAGCAAGACAAGAGCCUCUUGAUGGAGUUGAUAAAGUACAUCUUGGGCUUCGGAGUGCGAUCUCUGCAAGCUCUCGGCUUCACGCUCAUACAUCGGACCAAUUUGUUUAUUCCCGAGCAUCGAACCGUCCACUACCGGGAGAAGACUGAACGGCUCAGGCAGCACUUGCAGCGCCUGUUGGGCUCGAGCGGCGUGCUGCUGUCGCCGGCGCACAGCAGCCGGGCGCACGCGCACGGAGAGGUGUUCGUGCGCACGUCGGGCGUGGCCUACACCAUGCUGUGGAACGGAGCGGGCCUCCCCGCCACCGCCGUGCCGCUCCCCGCGCCAGGACUGCCCGCGGCCCUGCAGGUAAUAGCAGCGCCCAAUCAGGACAGGUUGUGUUUAGCCGUCGCCAGAGAGCUGGAGAGAGGCUUCGGAGGGUGGAAGUUUCCUACUAAUUUAAAUUAAUAAUGUAUAUUAAUUUAAAUUAAAUACUCUUUUUUAUUUUAUUUAAGAUGAGUAUUCAAAGUUGUUUACGGCGACAUCUGUCGAUUGUGAAAUAUUAUAAUCAGGCAUAUGGCUUUUUUAAAUUCAUUCGCUCAUUAUCUCGGGCACGUGAUCUAUCCCGUGAUUUUCAGUUUGUCAAAAAUCUAUCCAAAACUAAGAAAAAUAAAGUCAGAAACACGAAAAGAAAAUAUUUUUUGGAAUAAAAACCAUACUGUUAACUUUAUAUUAUUAGUUCUGUAUGUAUUUUUGGUUAUUUCUCGAA
Messenger RNA from Pieris napi, 2205 nucleotides. Its product is annotated as fatty-acid amide hydrolase 2-A-like. The transcript is spliced from 14 exons. NCBI's taxonomy places the organism in Eukaryota, Metazoa, Arthropoda, Insecta, Lepidoptera, Pieridae. The record is from RefSeq and is a predicted model, not a curated record. The coding region runs from base 336 to 1904 and encodes 522 amino acids.